CUUAUGCAUAUGCCCCUGGACAUCUUCUUCGAGAUAUCGUCGCAUCUACAUCCUCUGGACCUUCUACACCUUUCUAGGACUUCUAAGCAACUGCGCUCAAUCAUGCUUUCUGCUAGGAGCAGAUCUGUGUGGAUCACUAGUUUAGCCAGCAUCGAUGGUCUACCGCCCUGUCCGAAAGAUAUGAGUGAACCCGCUUACUCCGCGCUUCUAUUCUGCCGCGCAUGUAAUGUGAGUAUCGCUGCUCGUCCCUGUUGGGUGGACUACGCUAUUCGAAUCAGGCUCUGUAAGGCCUGCUACAAGACAAAG
Molecule: messenger RNA, 306 nt
Organism: Trametes versicolor FP-101664 SS1
Lineage: Eukaryota; Fungi; Basidiomycota; Agaricomycetes; Polyporales; Polyporaceae
Exons: 3
Molecular function (GO): protein binding
Source: RefSeq, a predicted model, not a curated record